Messenger RNA from Pseudomassariella vexata, 3660 nucleotides. RefSeq lists its product as uncharacterized. NCBI's taxonomy places the organism in Eukaryota, Fungi, Ascomycota, Sordariomycetes, Amphisphaeriales, Pseudomassariaceae. The record is from RefSeq and is a predicted model, not a curated record. The transcript has a single exon. Bases 312 to 3173 code for a protein of 953 amino acids. Gene Ontology annotation, molecular function: histone binding; protein heterodimerization activity. Gene Ontology annotation, cellular component: nucleus.
AUGACACCGCAGGCUCUAGCGCAAGACCCCGGGACUCGUGCCAGAUUCCCUGCUAGCAUAAUGUGGAACUGGCGAUUGAGCAGCAAAAACGUGGGGUUGUAAGCGGACUAACAACGCGUCAAGAGCUUUCAAUUACUUUUAGUUCCACGCGUUACUUAUUCGCAUAUCGAUAUUGAUUGGUAAAUCGUUCUAGAUACGGAGUGUAGACGAGUAGCGCGAGCGAUGGACUGAUGGCGACGACACCAAUAUCAACCGAGCUGGUGUAGGAAUCUAUUCUUACGAUGUUGCCGUAGCGCGCCUGCCUGUCAACAAUGGAACCGCCAACGAAACGACCGAGGGUCGGCCAAGCUACCUACGAUGACAGCGAUGAAGAAGUCAAUGAUGAGCUCUCUUUGACGCCAAGCCAAUUCGACGCGCAACAAGACCCCAUGUACCAGCUGGACAAACGCAGAGCCAAAGCGACAUCCAAGCUGAAGUUCCGAUUUGAGCACAUCUUCAACAAGUACGAAAAGGACUUCGAGGGUGUAGGCGACGAGAUCAACCUGCACACAGGCGAGGUAGUUGUUGAUCAUGGUCAUAUACAGUCGCUGCAGGAUGAGAAGGACAGAGAAGAGGAGCUCUUGACUGACGAGGAGGAGCGCAUAUCACAAAGGAAGCCCUCAUCUUCCAGGUCUCUCGUGGCCGGCAGGUCAAUCGGCUACAAUGCAGCGCAUAUGCUUCAAAAUGGCUGGAUUCAACCGCCUGCCCUGCCUGGGGGCGAACAACGCCUGUCGAGUCUCGCAUUUUGCCCUCAAAUCUUCGGUGCGCCAAAUCCAUUUGCGUCUGGGGCCCCCCUCUUCCGCAGUGGCCCGGAAGACCCAGCGUGGCAGGCUCCUGAAAUUCCAGCCCCAAUAAUGCACAGUCAGUUUGGUUCAAUGGGACAGUCGAUGGGAUACAUGGCCUCAGAGGGUUUUGGAGAGGGCUCCGGGCUACUGAGUGGCUUAUUCGGCCAUCAAACGCGAAGGAGGAUCACGAGUAGCAACGAAUUCAGGAGGAAGUCUCUGCCGGCCUUUGCUUUAGAUAUGGAACGGGAAGGCAAAAAUGGGAAGGAGGGAGGGGGAGAAGAAGGAAACGAUGACGAUGAAGAGGAGGAUGAGAUCUUGCUUACUACACUGCAAGAUGACACUCAUGGCGAUGCCUCGGCUCAAGAGAGAGACAACCCUAAGGAGAGACAUCUUGUGACUCUUGCUUCCAUGAAGACCACAUCAAAGGCGCAAGAACAUGUUUUUGCGACGAGAAAACCUGGAAAGGAUUCUCCGCGCCGACGGGGACGAUCGAAGAAGACUCGGUCGGACGCCGAAUCCACGACCACCGGUCACGCAGAACAGCCCCAAACUAUCUUAUCAGAAGCAACUAUGGCAACUCCUGCGCCAAAAGAUACCUCCGACUCGGUUUCGAAACGAUCACCAAGUCCGCCUUCGGCAAAACGGAAAGCCAACGGAAAACAGUUGAUCGUUGCUAUAAUCAGGAAACAGGAUAUGCUACAGAACAACAGUGACACACCCAAGCUUCAAAGCCGGCGCUCAGCACGAUCACGAAAACAAACCCAAUUCUAUGGCCAGGUUUCUUGGUUGAAAAAACAGAGAAGGAAGGAGAAGCAUAAAUUCCUUCAUGUUAGCCUUACGUCUGCAAAUGAAAGCCCAACCAGUCCAGAGUCUACGAGACCAUUUCCAAAUUUGGAUGAUGCGACUAAAGGGGCCUUUAAGACUACUGAUUCAAUGGACAUUGACCAGGAACAGUCUGUCGUGAGCAAUGACGCUCCAGAAUAUGGUGGAAGCGAAACCGAGAUGACUGUAGGGAAAUCUGGGCUUUUAGAAGCUGAAAAUGCCGAACCGCAGCAUAUCGAGGAAGCUGCUUCGCCAGAUCAUGUCCAGCUCGGAGACGCCUCACAUGUCAACAUUUCGGGGGCAAUGUAUGUCGCCCCUGAUAAUAAAGCUGAGCGCAAGGGACACUCAGAGGUACCCACACCCGCCGAUGAAGUAACAGGGGUGGAUUUGUCGGGUCCCAAUCUUCUCUCUUCGACUCCAACUGCGGACGAGCCUCAAAUAAAAACCAAUGUGGCUGGUGUUACGGAGAUCUUUACAAGAAACGAGCCAGACCCUUCCUAUGCCUUCUCAGAUGAUGAAGAUGAAUAUCAGAGUCCUGAUCAUGUGUGUAUGGCCGACGCAGCCUAUAUGGACUCGCUAGAGAAGGCAAAUUCUGGGCCUAUACUCCUGGUAGCCGAAAAGACCAAAAGAUCAGGCAGCACCAAGUACCAAAUCGGAGAAGAAGAAGAUGCGAGUGAACAUGGUGAAGCUCAAACGCCGGAAGUGUUUAGCCCAGCCGAGCCUGGAGCAUUCAAACAGUCACCAGCACAGCCAAAUCAGCUGGGAUCACCGGAGCUGGGUGCGACCAACAGUCCUGAUGGCUCUCCCUCUAGUCAACGUUCAGCCGAACAGCUCCGAGCCUCGACGAUUAAACUCCCCCUUAGGUCUUCAACGAAGCUAAACAGACCCAAUGUUAGUCGAAACACGACCCGGGAGCAGAUAUCGGAUCCAGCACCCCAGAGUAGCACGCCGAGCUCGUCCUUGAAGCGUCAAUCGACAUAUUUGCCCCUUGUAUCCCCACACUCUUCCCGUGCCGUACCGCAAACCCCCAGAAAGCGCUCCCUUCCAUUGAAAGAAAGGGAAAGCAUACGCCAUCUCACGUCCUCAACCAAGAAGACCGCCAUCUCGUCGAUGGCUCCCGGUAAUUCGGAUGAUGACGAUGAAAUAAGCAUACUAUCCUCAUCCCACAUGCCGACGUUAUCCUUUCAUACCAGAUUUCAACAAGCUGCAUCGCACAUUUCGCCCUCGACACCUCGUCAGAACAGGAAGCAUAGUCUUCUGUUUGAGUCAAGCACGCCAUCACGUCAGCGAAGCCCGGGCCGUCCUGCAACUGAGUCGCGAGCCCAACAGAAAAUGCGCAAGCAGAAACCUGCCUCAUCACUUGCUUACAGCUCUCCAUUGGCGUUCACGCCGAAACGGAGGAAACCGUCCAGAGGUUUAGAACAUCUGGUUGAAAAUCUCGUGCGUACUCCUGGUGGAACCGUAAGGAGGUGUGGUGAAGAGGGCUUCUCGUGUGAUCGGGACUUCUGCUUUACGUGUUGCAAAUAGAGCAUCAUUGGUCAGAUCGACACAGUCAGGGGAUUCCACGGACUUUUGGCAAUCCGAUAUGGAUAUUACAUGGUUAACAGGGGACCAUGCUUCCACUGGCAAGAAAUACCAGGUACCGUUGUGUAUAUAUAUCACCCCAAGUAUCACCUUAGCUUGUUUAUGUUUCCUGCCGCGUGCUACCGGCUCUUGGAAUCCCCAGUCUGUCUAUUAAAACGUAUCUGUCAAUGACGAUGGCAUUCAGUGGCACAAAUAAUCCAUACAACCUGGCUCUUCAUAAGCGCUCCUUGAUGUCAAGUCUCAGCCUAUUGUGACUGUGUGAAUAGCGAUUCAGUCUGGGAUAAGUGGUUCAACACGAGAAAAUCAAAUUGUUACCGCCUAUCUACGCUACUGGUAAAACCGUAUUGUCGAGUGGUUUGUUAACCGCGAAAUUCGAUGUGGCCGGGGGAGGUGAUGCGAUGAUUGAGCGCGAAAUGGGGAAUAAUUCCUA